GUUCAAAUGUGUCUUCAGUGGGUGAAUGAGUUAAUCUACGCCGACACAACAUACAUAAACAUUGAAGAUGAAUGUAACAAACGCACAUGUAAUUGCACCUACAUAAAAGCCAUUUUGGUCUCUGUGGAGUAUAACAUAUAUAUAGAAUCUAGUAAUUGAUACAGUAUGCUAAAAGCACCAUACAGCUGUAUCGUUUUUCUAAGACUGAUCGGCGAUGCUAGGGGCAAAAAUACGUUGAAAUCCGAAUAGGCUUAAACUACUAUCGAAACAGAAGGGGAGGUGCCUAAAACACCUUAUAUAAUUAUACGAGUUUAAAAAAAUAAAGACUACUGAUAAAUUUCACAUUCAUGAACAUGUUACAACAAUUCAAGUUCAAUAUGACGAUAUAAGUUUGUUUCUGAAUUAUUAUAAAUUCAUCACCCGACAUUGUUUAUUUUCCACAGAUGUAUGUGAAUAUAAGGAUGUGGGCGUGGUGGACACCGUCAUCCCCGACUCGAACAUCGACAUCUGGUUCCCGAUAUCUGGAAGUAGCCACGUGUCUACAAUCAACCAUGGCGGGGUGUUGAUUGAUGCCUACAAGAGACCGUUCCCGAGUCCGCGUAUAAUGGCACACCCGAGCACGGGCUCCUUUACCUAUGUAUCUCACGUGACUAUAAAAACCACAGCAUCAAAUAUCAAGAUCGAAGUUGUAGAUUGCGGAGGUACUUUUGAAAACCGGACACUUACGAGGGUAUCUCAAACAGGAAGUUUCAAUUAUUUCAAUGCAACUAACUUGGUUGCAGGUGAAACUUUUACUUGUCUAGAUCUCGUAGUUAUUGAGAUCGACACCGCCUCUGUGACAUCAUACGAGGCAUACAUCUUUCAAUUCUACAUCAUGGGAUGUACCUCUACAACGUACUCAACAAGCAAAGUUUGUUCGGCCGUGACGGAAUUGACCGGAUUCACACCCGGGUUUCCCUACGACACAAUUGUGAUACACAGCUCAAGUACAGACCUCAGCCCAACACCGGUCAAGCCAUGUGAAGGAAGCCUCUUUCUCAUACGGGCGGCUUUUGCUGAACCAAUGAUUAUAACUGUCAUUCUUCUCAACGAUGACAGGAGGGGGUCACUCGCCGUCAACUACAUACGGAUCGUCGGAGCCGUGGACGCCAUCAAUCUGCAAUACAUCCCUAGUUUUAGUAAUGGUUCGGUUAUCACGUUGCCAUCUGACAAUAUCACAAUUUAUGGUGAUGAACUUGAAGCAGACAUCAGCCCAAUCGAUAUGUACGCAGUGAGAAUAGUUGAUCUUACUAAAGGAACUUUCCACAACAUAACAGACGUUGUAAUAAGAGCUUGUGUACUGACAGCCGAAAUUCUUGCUGGAAUUUAUGUAAAUGACUCAAGGCUUUGUGAAACAACCUCAACAACAUCGACCACAAGUACAACUAUGACCUCCACGACCUCCAUGACCUCCAUGACCUCCACGACCUCAACAGUCACCACUCCAGGUCUUACCACCACCACUGCUAUCACCACUCCGGCCUCUACCACUGCUCUGGAAUGUUGUGCCUGCACUCCUGUGAGGCCUACCAUAUCAGUUCAGCAAGCCGAGGAAAGGGCCGAGCAACUGGCAAGGGAGCUGCAGGUUGACGUAUCGACCUUGUCGUCUACUAUCAGGAAAAAGACAUCCGCAAAAGACGAACGGCCUUCCGCGAAGAUGGUAGGCUCCAUUGGCAUCAUCAUGUUGUCGCUGACUCUGGGACUUGUGGUCGUACUGGAUGCCGACUAUAUCUAUAAAGUCGUCAAAAUGAUCCAGAAAUGGCGACGUAUUCAACGCAAGCUUAAACUAGCAAAGGAAAAGUCUGCUUCUGCUUCAGUAGAGCCUGAAGGACAUGGAAAAAUAGAGAAUGAUACAAAUCAAACAUAGUGCGAACCGACAAUUUGUAUUAUGAAGACAGUAUAGGAACACAUUCAUCCGUGUUAAUGGAAGUAAAAUGUUAUGAGAAUAAGUGUAUAACGAACGAUAGAGGAUAUCAUGUGAUAAAUCAGUUCAAGUGAACUACAGAGAUGUAAUAUAUUAUGGAAGGGCAUGGUACUAGAGGUGUAAAAUACUUAAAGUAUAAUAUUUCCCAUUUGUACCAAAUAUAUUCUUUCCAGUUUUUUAAUGAUAUACUAAAUAGGUAUACUAGAGAAAUGUAGUAUAAUACGGAAAUGUUAUGUACUACAG
Molecule: messenger RNA, 2206 nt
Organism: Mizuhopecten yessoensis (Yesso scallop)
Lineage: Eukaryota; Metazoa; Mollusca; Bivalvia; Pectinida; Pectinidae
Exons: 4
Coding region: 605-1906 (433 amino acids)
Source: RefSeq, a predicted model, not a curated record